AAAAGUAGACCCGAAGAAUUUAGUUUUUUCAGUUUCCAUUUCCGAGCCCAUGCCCAAUAAGCCCAAAUACUCCUGAGCCCAUUUCAAAUUCCCUUUCUCAAUUCUUCUUCCAGAACAACACCACCACCACAAAGCUAAGCACCUAACGAAUCUGCAUCCAACUUCAUUGCUAUAAGAGAAAAGAAGAAGAAGAAGAUGAAAUGGGAGGAACCAAAGUGCAAAGACUUUCUGGAAUGCAAAAACAAGUACUUAGUUUAUACAGAGGAUUUCUACGUGUAGCACGUUCCAAAUCUGAGGAAGAACGCCGCAACAUUGAAUCGGUAGUGAAUCAAGAGUUUCGGCGAAAUUCGAAGGAAGUGGAUCGGAAGAAUUUUCAAUAUAUUGAAUAUUUACUUCGCCGUGGUAAUAAACAGCUUGAUCAGCUUCGGAAACCUGGUACAAUUGGGUUAUCUUCCUUGCAAAUUGAUUUCUCAAAGAUUAGCUAAUUAAAUAUAGCUCUUCAAAUAAAUAAGAUAAACAUACUUUGUUGUUAGCUAUUAUUAUUAUACUUUUCAUUGACAUGUUGUUCUCAAUUUUUUAUUAUUAUUAUUAUUAUUAUUAUUAAUAUUGUU
This is a messenger RNA of Trifolium pratense (red clover), 611 nucleotides long. Its product is annotated as succinate dehydrogenase assembly factor 1, mitochondrial. Gene Ontology annotation, biological process: mitochondrial respiratory chain complex II assembly. The coding region runs from base 201 to 485 and encodes 94 amino acids. The record is from RefSeq and is a predicted model, not a curated record. Gene Ontology annotation, cellular component: mitochondrion. The transcript is spliced from 2 exons. NCBI's taxonomy places the organism in Eukaryota, Viridiplantae, Streptophyta, Magnoliopsida, Fabales, Fabaceae.